AUGACUGAACAAAUGGAGGACGUAGAAUUCAAUAAUGUAUCGGAAAUCGACAUUCUUAAGAAAAGGAAUGAUGAAUUAAAUGAAACACUAAAAACAAAAGAAUCGGAAAUUCAAAAACUUAUGGAAACCAAUAAUGAGUUAAUAUCGGAACUCGAAAAUAAUAAUCAAAAACAUGUGGAACUUGCAGAAAACAAGAAAUUGAACGAAGAAAUAUCUGAGCUAAGUAUUGAUUAUAAUAAAUUAUGGCAGGAAAACCAGAAUUUAGAGAAUUAUAAUCAAAAACUUCUUAGAGAAAAAACUGAGCUAAAAAAUGAUUAUGAUGCUUUAUGGGACACGAAAACGACACUUAUGGAAGAAAAAAAAGUUCUAGAAAAGGAAAAUUCCAAAUGUAAAAUGCUUCAGAAAAGCAAAGAAGCUCUCGAAAAACAACUUCGAGAUCUCAAUAAAAAUCUAAAUGACUACAAAAAGCAUACUAAUAAUCUGGAGCAAUCGAUUACACAACUUAAAGAAGAAAGAGAUAAUUAUUUAGCUAAACUCACCAAUUUAAGUAAUAUGUAUGGACAAAAGGAGCGGCAAAUUAAAGAAUUAAAGGAUGAGGCAUCUAAAUACCAAUUAGCACUUGGAAAUGCAACAACUUUUCGCUUAAAUGACGAUGAUAAAAAUAAUACGGUGCAAUUAAAUGUUGAUAUCGAAAGUUUGCAAGAUAAGAUUUCGGACUACGUAACUCAUUUGAAAGGAAGUAUUAAUCUCGAUUAUGGUGCAAUAAAUAGACUUUUAGAAAGAUAUGGGUCUAAAACACAAAUCAAUCAUCAAACUCCAAAUAAACCUUUAAUCAAAGCGGUCUUACAGCGACAUGUUUUAGAGAAAAUUUUAAACUUUGCAAAUGAAUACUUUAAUAAAAAUGAAAUUGACACCUCAACAUAUUGUCUCGAGUCUGAAAUUGUUUAUAAAACAAAGGAUUUGAUCGAAUCCGUUAAUAGGUUGUCAUAUGAACGUUUUGGAUCAGAUCACGUAACUCAAGCAGCUCCGAUAAAAUUGCGUCAGCAAAUUUAUGCUGUACUUGGUCAUCGCGGAUUCUCUGAUACGCAUGAAAAUGGGUUACAUCCUUUCCUUAAACAAUGCCAAAAUGCACUUAAUCAUUCGAUAAAUCGAUAUCGUUCAUUUAAAGAUCCCGAUAAAACUACUUCUAUUGAAGAGAAAGCUGUCGAAUUAGUUAGUGAUGUUAUUAGGCUAUUCUAUUUCCGUUUCAAAGUUCAAGAGCCAAUAAUCCAUUAUUAUUGGUUUAAAUAUGGUGAGAAGGUACAUAAAAUAUACAUGAAUGCACAGUGUGAAGAGGAUGUAGACGACGUUUUAGUUGACAUUUGUUCUUUUCCACUAAUCGGAAAAGAUUUAAAUGAUCCUUCUAAACGCAAGAUAUUCACUCAAGCUAAAGUUUAUUCCCGAGUUGAACCAAAAAAACAGACUUUAGCAACUAUUAUUAAAAAUAAAGUUUGUAAUGCAAUUAUUGGAGAACCACCAAAAGCCAUGAAUAAUGGCCAACAAUUUCAAGAUACCUCUACGCAAACGAAACAUGAUCAUAAAAAAGCUAAAUUAGAGGCAGAUUAUCCCGCUUCCUCUAUAACUGAGACCGAAGUUACUGAAGUUCCUUCUAAAACAGAAGGUACUAAUACUGAGUCUUCUAAAAUUGAAGCUUCUGCUUCUUCUAAACUUGGUUUACCUAAAACUGAUGAUACUUCCAUAAAUGACAAGGAUAAAAAUUCUUCUAAUGAUUCUUCUAAAACCAAUAACAAUGAUGAAACUAAAGUUAACAAGACUAACGGUUCUCCUGAUAAUUAUUCUGAAACUGGCAAGACUGUCGAUUCUUCUAAAUCUGAUAUAACCAACGAUUCUUCAAAGACUAAUAAAACUAAUGAUUCUUCCGAAACUAAUAAAACUAAUGUUUCAUCUAAGCCUGGAAAUGAUGAUUCUUCCGAAAUUAAUAAAACUGAUGAUUCUUCCGAAACUAAUAAAACUAAUGUUUCAUCUAAGCCUGGAAAUGAUGAUUCUUCCGAAACUAAUAAAACUGAUGUUUCUUCCGAAACAAAUAAAAACGAUGAUUCUUCCGAAACCGAUAAAACUGAUGAUUCUUCCAACACUAAUAAAACUGAUGAUUCAUCAUCCAAACUUGGAAAUGACGAUUCUUCCAAAACUGAAGAUUCUUCUGAAACUAAUAAAACGGAAGAUUCUUCUGAAACUAAUAAAACGGAAGAUUCUUCUGAAACUAAUAAAACGGAAGAUUCUUCUGAAACUGACAAGUCUAAUGAUUCGUUUGAACCUGAUAAAAUUGGUGCUUUUUCUAAAAUCAACGACGUUUCUAGCACAGACGAGACUAACAAUUCUUCUAAAAAUAACAAUGAUAAAAAUGAUAACUCUCCUGAUAACAAGAUUUAA
Scutellospora calospora is the source of this 2430-nucleotide messenger RNA. The record is from the annotation of a GenBank genome assembly. Lineage: Eukaryota; Fungi; Glomeromycota; Glomeromycetes; Diversisporales; Gigasporaceae.